Messenger RNA from Caenorhabditis briggsae, 408 nucleotides. The record is from RefSeq and is a predicted model, not a curated record. Lineage: Eukaryota; Metazoa; Nematoda; Chromadorea; Rhabditida; Rhabditidae. Bases 1 to 408 code for a protein of 135 amino acids. The transcript has 2 exons.
AUGCGGAGUAAUUUUUCUAUGGCCGUAAGAAAAAAAAAGAAAAACAUUUCCGGGAAACAUCUGAGAAGAAAUUUUUUUGCAAUUUUUAAAGUUGAAAUUCCCGGAGGAAUCAAAGCACAGUAUUUUGGAGAAGUCGAUGGAAGAGACACCAAUCAGAAACAUUUGGCCUUUCGAGUCGUUCGAUAUGCAACUAUCACUUCGAAUUUUUGGAAAUUGAAGAUUCUGAAACGAUUGACCACUUCACACAAGCAACUUGUCUAUUGCAAGAUUGUUCCGCUAAAAAAUACCAACCUAAGAUUUAUUUUUCUAUUUUCGUAUUAUUUUCAUCUUCUUGUACUUAUAGAAUUGGAAAUUGUCAUCCGCGAGACAUUCAAUCAAGAGCCUGCUUCAACGGAGGACGUGACAUAA